Messenger RNA from Adineta steineri, 927 nucleotides. The record is from the annotation of a GenBank genome assembly. Lineage: Eukaryota; Metazoa; Rotifera; Eurotatoria; Adinetida; Adinetidae.
AUGUCUCGUUAUCAUCCUUAUUCAAGAAAUAGUGGAGGAAGACAUUACAGCAACAACAAUGGCGCAGGUGAUCAUGCUCCGCAUAUUAAUUUUACUCAUGUUGAUGGUGAUAUUAAAGUUGUGCUGAAAAAAGUUAUUCAAUCAGGUGUAGAACGAUCACUUCUUUUAACACCAGAAAAGUUCUUUGAAAUUUCACACAAAAGUGAUGAUAUAGUAAAAGCCGGCAAAGCUAUGGCUGUUGAUAGCAAUUAUUUUCAUUUAACUCAAUCAGUCUCGAGCCGAAUAUUUGUUUUUCUAUUUGUUACAGAUUAUCAUGGAAAAAACAGUGAAACACAACCGCCUGAUACUGUUGGACCCUUUAAAUUCAUUCUUCGUUCUGAUUUUAAUAAUGAUAAGUAUGAACAUAUGUAUGAAUGGGAAGUCCCAAAUUCACAACUGAGAGUUAGUAUUCGUAAUCGUCGAAGUGAUGGUAAAAGACCCAAAGACACGCAAUUUGUUGUUGAAGUACGUAUUUUCGGUUCAAAUGGUUUACCAACAGACGAUGGAAUCAUGAUGGCAUGGCAUAACUUUAAUGGUACCUUUGUUCAUAAUCGACGAGAGCGCACGAAUAGAAUCGAAGAAAUGCGUCGAAAUGGUGUUUUGAACUUACCAACAAAUUCAAUCCUAAGUAGUACGACAUCAACUUCAGCAACUAUUUAUUCAUCCUCAACAACAACAACAACAACAACUCGAGAUUUACCAUCAUGGACUAUCAGUGAAAACCAUGCCAAUAAAACGGAGCAUUCAUGCGUUAUCUGUAUGGACACAUAUUCAAAAGGUGAAACUGUCAAUGGCUUACCACAGUGUACUCAUUUUUUUCAUUCUAAAUGUAUUCAAGCAUGGCUGGUCGGAAGUAAUUCGUGUCCAACAUGUCGAUCAACAGUUUAA